CUGCAGUUUGUGCCCGCCACAUUGCCUAAACACGCUUCAAGACAUGACAAUGCUGACCUCGUAUGGGACACUGGCCGAGAAAGAGUGUUGCCAGAUGACAGUGGGAAGCGCGCAAAAGCUACCGAUCCCCCGGAUAGGCCAUCGUUUGACACAUUCGACAAGCAGUCAGAGUCAUAAUCCGAGAGAAUCUUGCUGCACGUCAUCCAGCCAGUGACGCGUGGCACAGUGUAUCCUCCCCAUGGAGGUAGGUCAACCCUCACACUGGUAUGCGCAAGGCUCAGCUUUGGCGCUAAGCUGCCGAGUUCCAUCUUACACGACUUUUUGUAUCUUGUUGCCCGCAGCCAGGCAGCCGCCUCACUAGACACACUCACGCCAUUCACACGCACAACAGACCGCCAUGUCUGCACCCUCCAUACCCAAUCUGCUCUCGUUGCGCGGGACCAGGGGAGGUGCCCGUGGCCGCCUGCAGAGACGAGGAGGUGGUCCUCCAGCCGCCCAGGGUACCAGCCCAGCACCAAGCAACGAUGCCGUCGUCCAAGGCACAGACACUGAUGCCGCCCUCUCCCGCAUGAGCGCAGUGGACUUGGGCUAUCUCCAAGACCCGUAUGCCGCCCUCUUUGUCCAGCGCCCUACCGUCGGCCUCGGCAGGCGUCGGCUGCCCAUUAUCAAUCGAGGUACCUAUGCGAGAACGACAGGCAUCGACAGGCUCGUGGACUUGUUCCUGGCCGAAGCCGGCGGGCAUGCCCGUCAGAUCAUCUCUCUUGGCGCCGGCACAGACACGAGAGCAUUCCGCAUGUUGGCGCAAGGCCAGCAGUCCCGCCUCAUCUAUCACGAGGUUGACUUCCCCACUACCUCGGGCAGAAAACUGCAGCUGGUCCAGGCCGUGCCAGCGCUGAGGGCAAUUCUGCCAGAGGCACAGGGGAGUGAGGUUGACUGGUCCUCUACAAAGCUGCCCAACGAGUGCCAGUAUUGGUGCCAUGGUGUUGACCUGCGUGAACUGUCCGUAGAUGGAGGCAAGUCGCUUGAGGGUGUGCGCUCAGACGUGCCUACCUUGGUGAUAUCCGAGUGUUGCCUCUGCUAUCUCGAGGUUGGCGAGGCCACGGGCGUCGUCAAGCAUUUCACGGACAAGAUUCCAGACCUCUCUCUUGUCUUGUACGAACCAAUACUUCCGCACGACGCGUUUGGUCAGCAGAUGGUGUCGAACCUCGCGGCGCGGCGUCUCAGGAUGCCGACGGUGCAGACAUAUAUAGACAUGCCGCAGCAGCAGAAGCGAUUGAGGGACGCGGGCUUCGAGCAGGCGCGGAGCAUGACGAUCGGGGAAGUUUGGAAGCAUUGGACGUCUCCGAACGAGAAAACACGCGUGGACAGCCUUGAGGGCCUGGAUGAGGUCGAGGAAUGGGACCUGCUUGCCAGCCAUUAUAUGCUCGCCUGGGGAUGGCGAGGUGAUGGAUUUGGGGGCUGGAAUAGAUCUUGAGCUGAAGACAUCACUAAGGUGGUAUCCCGAGGCAGACGACGUGCUUGACGGCUUGGAGUUCUCUACGAUAGUAUGGAGGUAUACCCAUGUGCUUGUCUACCUUGAGUAUUCGAAAAGCAUCCUCGGCCCUUAGGCAUCCCGAGGUGAAAGCGGAAGGCCAGUAAAUGCAGGUGAGCACUCAGAUAUCUGUCACGAAUGCAGACAUUGCGAAACAGACCGUCUUGGGGAUUGUGGGGGAAUUGUCGUGCAUGCGCUUCCUUCCACGUGAAAGUGCCUGCAUGUGGAAAUAAA
Messenger RNA from Microdochium trichocladiopsis, 1765 nucleotides. Its product is annotated as S-adenosyl-L-methionine-dependent methyltransferase. NCBI's taxonomy places the organism in Eukaryota, Fungi, Ascomycota, Sordariomycetes, Xylariales, Microdochiaceae. Bases 398 to 1474 code for a protein of 358 amino acids. Gene Ontology annotation, biological process: C-terminal protein methylation. The record is from RefSeq and is a predicted model, not a curated record. Gene Ontology annotation, molecular function: protein C-terminal leucine carboxyl O-methyltransferase activity. The transcript is spliced from 2 exons.